UUAAAUAAACAUGACCCUGGUUAUGAUGACAGCUACUUGCACUUCCUGAAACAUGACGGGCCAUAACACACAGUGGAAAUUAUUCGCGUUUUUUAAAGUGCUAGUGCUGAGCCUUACUUUAUCACUCACGGUUUUGUUUCUUGUUGCUACCGUAAGAACGUUUACAUUUGACGUCAACGCGGGGCUUCAGCUAGGCAAAUGGGAAAAUACGAUCAGCAUUUCUCCUCAUAUAACUCCACAACAGAGAAAGAAUCUGCUGGCUAAUUUCAAAGCGGCUAUUCAGAUUCCUACUGUGUCCAUUACGGACACGGAUUUGAACACAGACGCCCUGCGUGAGUGUGCUGUGCUGCUGAGGAGAGUCUUCCCAAAGGUCUUCUCAUCCAGUCUGGUGAAACACGAGGUUGUGGGAAACUACAGUCACCUGUUCUCAGUGUGGGGCAGUGAACCUGAUCUGGAGCCGUACAUGCUGCUGGCACACAUUGAUGUAGUACCGGCUGAUGAGGCGGACGGGUGGGACGCUCCUCCAUUCUCUGCUCAAGAGCUCAAUGGCUUCAUUUAUGGACGAGGGACCAUCGACAAUAAACAGUCUGUGAUGGGAAUCCUUCAGGCGUUGGAAUAUCUCCUGGAGCGAGGUUACACCCCUCGACGAAGCUUCUACAUUGGUUUGGGUCACGAUGAGGAGGUGACCGGGAUGCAGGGUGCAGUGAAUAUUGUGAAGCUUCUCAAGAGUCGUGGGGUGAAGCUUCUGUAUGUUUUAGAUGAAGGCCUAGCAGUGCUGGAUGGUAUCAUAAACGGUCUGGAUGGACCUGCUGCUCUAAUAGGUGUGAGUGAGAAAGGCCAGGCCACAGUAAAGCUGAGUGUUAAUGCUGCUCCAGGACAUUCAUCAAUGCCUCCCAGAGAGACAAGUAUUGGCAUCUUGGCCUCAGCGGUGAAAAGGUUGGAGGAUAAUCCGAUGCCGAGACUCUUUGGCUAUGGUCCUGAACGUGGCACAUUUGAACACUUGGCACAUAAGUUCGGCCUGACUCUCAGAUUUAUCAUGUCUAAUCUGUGGUUCUUCUCUCCACUGAUUAGCAGAGUGAUGGAGCAAAAACCUGAUAUGAAUGCCUUUGUGAGGACAACAACAGCUGUUACUAUUUUUAACGCUGGUGUAAAGGUUAAUGUCCUCCCGCCAUACGCAGAGGCUUUUGUCAAUCUGCGCAUCCACUCUGCUCAAACAUUGCAGGAGGUUCUGGAUUUGAUCAAGUCAAUUGUAGCAGAUGAGCGUGUAAAACUAGAGUUGGUCAAUGGGUUCGACCCGUUGCCCAUCAGCUCUUAUGAUGAGCAGUCGUUUGGGUAUCAGAUCAUCAAAAAAACAGUGCAAGGCAUAUUUCCUCAGGUCAACGUGGCCCCUGGUAUCUGUGUUGGCAAUACUGACAGUCGUCACUACAAGGAUAUCACUCGAGACAUUUAUCGCUUCGCACCAACAUGGUUCAAACCAGGUGAUCCACAGAGAUUUCACGGUGUGAACGAGAGAAUCUCCAUUAAGAACUACGAAGAGCUUGUGGUGUUUUACUUCCAGCUCAUGCAGAAUAAUGACAUCAGAAAGUUGCCUUCACCUCACAGCAGUCAGCAUGAGCUGUAAAUGUGCUUCGGUGUAACGCAUACAGACCUCCGGCUAAAAAACACAUGAAGACUCAGGAAGAUUUGUUUCAAUUACUGUGAAUUUCAAUUCUAAAAAAAAUCACUUUUAGCACCACUUAAAUAUAAAAGCUUCAUUUUUAGUGAUGGCCCUGUAGAUAAUUAAAAUACCUUUAGGCAUUAAAAGUGUAACAUUUCAAUCAUAAAGGUUCCGUCUUUAA
Molecule: messenger RNA, 1838 nt
Organism: Triplophysa rosa
Lineage: Eukaryota; Metazoa; Chordata; Actinopteri; Cypriniformes; Nemacheilidae
Gene: pm20d1.2
Product: peptidase M20 domain containing 1, tandem duplicate 2
Exons: 13
Coding region: 53-1621 (522 amino acids)
Biological process (GO): amino acid metabolic process
Molecular function (GO): metallocarboxypeptidase activity; hydrolase activity, acting on carbon-nitrogen (but not peptide) bonds, in linear amides
Source: RefSeq, a predicted model, not a curated record